UUUCAAUGGGUGCGGCCACCCACCUUGGCCAAAGGGUGGGUCCGCCCCAGAGUGGCUCCCUAUUACCUAUUGGUUCCUUUAUAAAUCCCACUUUUGCCCUCACUUUCUAAUAACCACACACACCAUGGCCAUUACUGACUGUGGCGGCACUAGGGCGACAUUAUUGAUGUGCGUUUUCGCAUUUAUCAUUAGUGUCUGUAAAGCUCAUGCUGCUGCACCCGCGGUUUACGUGUUGGGUGACUCGUUGGUAGACGUUGGAAACAAUAACUACCUGCCGCUUUCAAUCGCCAAGGCUAAUUUCCCUCACAAUGGCGUCGAUUUUCCCAACCACAAACCCACCGGAAGAUUCUCUAAUGGGGAGAAUGCUGCUGACUUUCUUGCGAAAAAGAUUGGUUUACCAACAUCGCCAGCGUAUUUAUCGUUAAUUGGCGCGACACCACCCAUCACCGGAGUCAGCUUUGCAUCCGGAGGCGCUGGUAUACUUAAUGAAACCGGUGGAUUUCUCUUUAAACAAGCAAUUUCUUUAGCACAACAAGUGGACUACUUUACUGUGGUCCAUGACAAACUGGUCCAUCAACUGGGACCAUCUGGUGCACAGGCUCACCUAUCAAAAUCCUUACUCCUAAUCGUUUUUGGAAGCAACGAUUGGUUUGCAUAUUUUCGUGUCGGUUCUAUUGUCGCUAAACAAUACACCCCACAACAAUAUGUUGAUCGUAUGGUGUCCACCUUCAAAGUGUUACUCAAGACGUUGUAUGGAUUAGGUGCGCGAAAAUUAGUGGUGACUGGAGUUGGGGCGAUUGGUUGUUGCCCGAUUCAAAGAAAGGAAAACCGAACCGGUGAAUGCAAAGUUGAAAUAAAUUAUUGGUCGACUAAGUAUAAUGAUGGUCUAAAGAUGAUGUUACAAGGAUUGAAGUCGGAAUCACCGGGCAUGAAUUAUGCUUACUUUGAUACUUACGGUGCUAUGAUCAACCUCUUCCAAAACCAUGAGACUUAUGGGUAUACGGAGAUAAAGGAAGCUUGUUGUGGGGUUGGAAACCUAAAUGCUGAUGCACCAUGCACCCCACUAGCAAUCUAUUGUCCAAACAGAAAAAACCAUAUUUUUUGGGAUCUUUACCAUCCGACAGAAUCAGUUGCUAGCUUAUUCUCGGACCUCAUAUAUAGUGGAUCGCAACAGUUCAUGGUUCCCAUAAAUGUGGAGCAGCUUCUUGCAGUUUAAAUCUAGACCAGAGUGUUGGAGAAAGCAAAUGAUUAGAAAUCAUAUUAAUGCUUCUUUAUUUUAUUUUUAAAUUUACCAUGAAUUGUUGGUGAGAAGUUCGAAUAUACCAAAUAGUUAUGUUACCUUUUUAA
Molecule: messenger RNA, 1347 nt
Organism: Helianthus annuus (common sunflower)
Lineage: Eukaryota; Viridiplantae; Streptophyta; Magnoliopsida; Asterales; Asteraceae
Product: GDSL esterase/lipase At5g55050
Exons: 5
Coding region: 125-1216 (363 amino acids)
Molecular function (GO): hydrolase activity, acting on ester bonds
Source: RefSeq, a predicted model, not a curated record